Passer domesticus (house sparrow) is the source of this 10750-nucleotide messenger RNA. RefSeq names its product solute carrier organic anion transporter family member 5A1 (gene SLCO5A1). The coding region runs from base 569 to 3136 and encodes 855 amino acids. Gene Ontology annotation, molecular function: protein binding. NCBI's taxonomy places the organism in Eukaryota, Metazoa, Chordata, Aves, Passeriformes, Passeridae. Gene Ontology annotation, biological process: sodium-independent organic anion transport; transmembrane transport. The transcript has 10 exons. Gene Ontology annotation, cellular component: plasma membrane. The record is from RefSeq and is a predicted model, not a curated record.
CCGGCGGCAUCGCCCGGCCCGGCGGCUGCGGCGGGCGCGCCUGCGCUCCGGCGCCCGGGGAGGCGGAGGCGGCCGAGGGGGACCCGGCGUUGGGUGACAGGCGGGGCGGGGGCGCAGGGCCCGGGCCGGCCGCCCCCGGCGCCGCACGCUCGAUCGGCAGCAACCCCCCGGAGCUCCGUCACCGGCGUCGGCGGCGAGGAGAGAGGACGAUGCGGGCGGCGGAGCGGGCGGCGCUGCCCCGCGGCGGACGGGCUGUCCGCGGGGCCCCGGCGGGCGGCUGCUGAGCGCGGCGCCGCGGGCAUGCGGCGACGAGGAGCGGGAGCCGCCGGCAGCGCGGGCGCCCCGGCGGGCGGGCGGCCCCUCGAGCGAGACUGAGGGUGGAUGGAGCCACAAAGGAGUUUGGCUGACACGUGCGGCGGGGCGGCCGGCGGCCGCGGCUAGGGCCACCCCCCUCCCCUCCCUCCUCCCCUCAUCGCUAUGCUGCGCUCUCGCCGGGCCCCUCAGCGGACUCGACGCACGGCAGCGAUGGAGCCGGUCGGGCUCCUCUGAGGCCGCCGCCGGACCCACCAUGGCCUCGGCGGGGACCCCGGAGCAGCGGCUCCCCGGGGCGGAGCGGCCGGCGGCGGCGGCGGGGGGCCGGGCGGAGGCGCCGCGGUGCCGCAGUCUGCCCGCGCUCGGCUCCCCCCUGGCGGCCGGGGGGGGCGGCGGCGGCGGCCCGCCGAGCCCCGCCGCGGGACCGGCUCCCGAGGCCGAGCGGGGCCAGGGCGCCGCCGCCGUCGCCGAGGCUGGACGGCUCCCCGCCGCUGCCAGCGGCAGCGGGAGCUUCCCCCGGAAGACGGAGGGCAGCCAGCCGGCGGCGCCCGGCCGAGGGGUAUCCCUGGGCCCCCCGCUGCUGCUGCCGCCGCCGCCGCCGGCGCUGCUGCUGGCGGGCCCCCCGGGCAGAGCGUGCCUGCGGGCAGUGCUGGCGGACUCGCGCUUCUUCCUGGUGUGCAUGUGCUUCCUGACCUUCAUCCAGUCCCUCAUGGUCUCCGGCUACUUGAGCAGCGUCAUCACCACCAUCGAGCGGAGAUACAGCCUCAAGAGCUCGGAGUCGGGGCUGCUGGUCAGCUGCUUCGACAUCGGGAGCCUGGUGGUGGUGGUGUUCAUCAGCUACUUCGGGGGUCGCGGGCGGAGACCGCUCUGGCUGGCCGUAGGGGGGCUUUUCAUCGCCCUGGGCGCUGCGCUCUUCUCCUUACCUCACUUCAUCUCUCCGCCGUACCAGAUCCAGGAACUGAACUCCUCCGUCAGUAACGAGGGCUUGUGCGUGGCUGGCAAUGGCACUGCCAAAGAGCAGUGGGACUCGUCGGCCUGCGUCAAGGACACCGGUGGAAACGACCACUCUCUCUAUGUAGCUUUAUUCAUUUGUGCCCAAAUCCUCAUUGGUAUGGGCUCGACACCCAUCUAUACCUUGGGACCAACCUACUUAGAUGACAAUGUCAAGAAAGAAAACGCCUCGCUUUACCUAGCCAUCAUGUACGUAAUGGGAGCACUUGGACCUGCAGCUGGAUACUUACUAGGAGGACUCCUUAUUGGUUUCUAUGUUGAUCCUAGGACAGCUGUGUAUAUUGACCAGAGCGAUCCCCGAUUCAUUGGAAACUGGUGGAGUGGAUUUCUCCUUUGUGCCAUUGCUAUGCUCCUUGUGAUAUUUCCCAUGUUUACCUUUCCGAAAAAGCUCCCUCCUCGACAUAAAAAAAAGAAAAAGAAGAUGAAUUCUGAUGAUGUUUCAAGUGAUGAUGACGUGAUGAAAGAGAAAACAAGUAGCAAAACAGAAACAGACAGUUCAGUUUCUGCCUCUAUGGGAUUUGGAGAGAAUGUUAAAGAGCUUCCAAGAGCAGCUGUCAGGAUCUUAAGCAACAUGACAUUCCUUUUUGUGAGUUUGUCAUACACAGCUGAGAGUGCCAUUGUCACAGCUUUUAUUACCUUCAUUCCCAAGUUCAUCGAGUCACAGUUUGGCAUCCCAGCUUCCAAUGCCAGCAUCUACACUGGUGUGAUUAUUGUCCCAAGUGCUGGUGUUGGUAUUGUCCUAGGUGGCUACAUUAUAAAAAAGCUGAAACUUGGUGCAAGAGAGUCUGCAAAGUUGGCUAUGAUCUGCAGUGGUGUGUCUCUGCUGUGCUUUUCAACACUCUUCAUUGUUGGAUGUGAAAGCAUUAAUCUAGGGGGAAUAAACAUACCUUACACAACUGGUCCCACUCUUGCCAUGGCCCACAGGAAUCUGACUGGAAGCUGUAACGUUAACUGUGGAUGUAAGAUUCAUGAGUACGAGCCUGUCUGUGGAUCAGAUGGAAUAACUUAUUUUAAUCCUUGCCUAGCUGGCUGCAUCAGUGGUGGAAACCACAGCACAGGGGUCAGAAAUUACACAGAAUGUGCCUGUGUGCAGAGUCGCCAGGUGAUCACUCCGCCCACAGUGGGCCAGCGCAGUCAGCUGCGGCUGGUGAUUGUCAAAACCUACCUGAAUGAGAACGGCUACGCUGUGUCCGGGAAGUGCGACCGCACCUGCAACACCCUCAUCCCAUUCCUCAUCUUUCUCUUCAUUGUAACCCUUAUAACUGCAUGUGCCCAGCCAUCAGCAGUCAUAGUGACACUCAGGUCUGUGGAAGAUGGGGAGCGGCCCUUUGCACUAGGAAUGCAGUUUGUGUUAUUAAGAACUCUUGCUUACAUUCCCACUCCAAUUUAUUUUGGGGCUGUUAUUGACACCACGUGCAUGCUUUGGCAACAGGAUUGCGGCGUACAAGGAUCUUGUUGGGAAUACGAUGUCACCUCGUUUCGUUUUGUCUACUUCGGGUUGGCAGCUGCUCUCAAGUUCGUGGGAUUCUUUUUUAUUUUCCUGGCCUGGUAUUCCUUAAAGUGUAAAGAAGAACAACUGCUGAGACAGAGUUGGAGGGCUUCGCCGGUGAACACUGUGAGUGAGAUGGUUGGACAAGCUGGACCCCAGCAAAACUAUGCACGGACUAGAUCCUGCCCUACCUUCAGUUCCCAAGGAGACAUCAGUGUGGCACAAGGAAUGAACUGCUUAGCACAGACUUACCCCGGCCCUUUUUCAGAAGCAAUAAAUUCCUCAAAUGAAAAUGCAUUGGAAGAAGUCACUGUUGAGAUAUAGACCCCUGGCUUGGUAAUGUAAUAUUUAGUUUUGUUGGUUGACUUAGUUACGGCGCCUUGUAAAACACCUGUGCCUUCUAUUUUUAAUCUAAAUGUAACAUGUGAUAAAACCAACAAAGCUUGAUGCAAACAACCAUAAUAUGUUCCUGAGGGCUGGAUACCUCAAACCAACCCGAGUUCUUAUUUCUUCCCUCCCGACAAUGGAGUUUUAAAAAUUGUGUUUGUAAUUAUUUCAGAUGUGUCCAUUAAAUGUCCAUGCUCUGAUCUAAUAUCAUUGUAAAGCUGAGGUGUUAUGAACAGCAGAAGUCAGUGGAAGAGUGACAAAAACUCACAUUGUUGAUGUCUAGACUCACAAAAAUGCUUAAAUGUAUUGUCAACUUCAUACCUGCAAAUUGUAUUUUUGAGAGAUGAGUAAUUACUGUGAGUUCUGCUACAAAGCACAACUGAACUUAUUUAAACUAUGCAACUUAUUUGGAUAAUUGUAUGUGCAGCAAAUUAAGUUUAAAGCUUGCUUUUAAAGACAUUACUGCAACUGAAUUUGAAAGGGGCUAUUUUCAGGCGUAAUCAUUAAAUUAAAAAAUAACAUAAGGUUUAAAGUACUGUUAAUAACAUGUCAAGCCAUACAAGAGUUAUGCAUCAGGUAACAUUUGCAAAUGUUGAGUUGAACAUCUUGACCCUGUCAAAAUGUGCAUUAAUCAUUAAUUUUCACCUGAUGGGAUGUAGUCAUUCUUCACAAAGUAUAUAGGAUACUGUAAUGCUUGAAGUAAAAAACUUCAGUAUUGGUUUAUAGUAACAUUAAGAUGUAGGGAUCAUACACACAUACCAGAGCAGAUAUGUGCAUAUUUCCGCAAUGUUAUUUGGGUGGCUGUUACUGGCACCAAAUCCAUAUUUUCCUGAAGAAGAAAACAGCUGGUUAUAGCUUGAUAGGAAGUUUGGCUGUCCUUCAGAACUGCAUGCCAGUGUAGCUCAGCUUCAGUGGGAACGUCCCGAGGGAGAGCUAAUGGCCUCAUCUGCUUCUGGGAGCUGGCUGGUCCCUCGCAGCCAGCGGCAGCAGAGUUCAGGCUGCGGGAGUGAGCAGAGGAGCCCCUCCAGAGGGGCUCCGUGGUGCCAGCUUAGGAGGUUCUCCCUGCACUCCUGGCACUGCCGAGGCACUGAGCACCCUGACACCCAGGGCAGCUGGGAAGGGAGGCUGGCUCUGACCCUCUGGUUUCUGCCACACUUCUGCCUCUCACUUCUGCCAGGUGCUGGGCAGGCUGGUGGGACAGGACCUGGUUGUGUGGUGUGUCCCACACGUCUGCCUUUCCUUUUCUCAGCUUCACGGAAAGCUCCUGUGAAGGCAAAGGGUGAGUUUGUCUCUCCUUUGGCCCUCUAGGUGAGGAGCUAAGAAUAGAAAUUAUCGGCCAGUGUGGACUUGCAGGACAUGAUAUGGCCUUUGUUUAUUCCAAAUUACUGUAGUGUGUUCUCUCCCCGGGAGAUGCUGAAACUUUCUAAUCAAAUGUGCUUGGCAUUUCAUUUCUUGCUCUGGAGGCUUUUAGGUGCCGUGCUCAUGAGGUACUAAUGAUGUCUCAAAGGGCAGAAAAUUAUGUCAGUUGGACACUGGGAAGUCAAGGCUGUAUUGUGCCCUGCAGGGGAAGUCUUAGAAGUGUAGGAAAUGAAAAAGCAGUCUUUUAAGAGGACUCAGUGAUAGUCUGGUUUGGAUUUUGCUGAGUAGAGAACUUGUGUGAAAGUAAAUAGGAAAGAUAUUUUUGAACAGUUAUUCCUGAUUUAAUUUUUCAGUUUAGAACAUGCAUAUUGAUCAGACAUUAUAUGGAACCAAGUCCAUGAAAAUAAAGGCAGUACUCUCCUUGACAUCCAUUGAGUUGUCCUGGGAAGAGUAGAUUUCCCUCUCUGCCUUUGCUAACUGCCUUUUGUCAUCAUCUGGAUCUUCUUGACCAGCACAUGGGACUACCCAUGGGGCUGCUUUUUUCAGAAUGUGUCAGUCCAUUUAUGUAGUUUGUAACAUUUCUUACUCUUCUUGUCUGAAAACUCCAAUUCUUCUACCCCAAACAUAGAGGAAUAUUGUUUUGACCUCUUCCUACUAUUCUGUUCAUAUUAACAGGCUUUUUUGAGUUAAGCCUAAGAAUGUCUUUUCCUUUUAUGCAGCCACUGGAUACAAUGUGUCCUCAGUUAGUACACACUUCCUGAGAUAAUUGGCUUCUACAUUUCUUAUCCUGAGAAAUAAAUUUCCUUGGCUCAAAGGUAUUUGUGAUAUAUAUGUGUAUACACACACACACACACACACAUAUAUAUAUAUAUAUAUAUAUAUAUUUGCUAUAGGAGACCAGAGUAGAUGAUAAAAAUGUUUCCUUUUUCUUCAGUCUCAAAUGUUUGUUGCACCAAGAAUUUUAUACAGUGGCGAAAAUUGGCAAAGUAGUAUGACAAAGUGUAAUUGCAGCCCAGCCCUCAUCCAUUUUUAUCACUUCCCCAUUUUAGUCAUCACAGGGAGAAGUGAAGAGUGACAAUCUUUUCAAAUACCUCAGCAACAGACCAUUUAGGGAGUUGUAAAAGACUGAAGAUUAAUAAUCUGUCCUGAUCUCUUAUAUUUCAUGCCUUGUGUUCCAAUUUUAUGCCAGUUCCAUAAAAAACCAAGGAAGUGCAGAUUAGGAUCAACAGGAACUAAUGGCACUGAUGCCAAAGAAUGAGAGUGAUAAAAGUGACACUUCUGCAGCUGCUUCUGUUUCUGAGCUUUCAAGGGAUUUCAGAGCUUGUUGCAAUGGAAACCAUCUAUUUUUUAGGAUAUCCUGACCCUUUGACUCCCAAGAACAUUCAUAUUUCCUAAAUGGUUGAAAAAGUGGAAUGUAGAAAGGUGUUAACUUCAGAAAUACUGAAAAAGCCUUCUUUACAUACUUUUAUUUUUAACUUUUAAUUGGAAAAUAAAUUUUAAUUUUUCUUUAAGUAUUACAUGCAAAACAAAAUGUAAUUCCUUACUUUUCAAACAAUUUUUUUUCUGGUUUUGGGUAUAGAUAAUUUUGGCAAUGCAAAUAAAUUUCUAUAAAGUCAAUUAAGUCAGUGUCCUCUGAAAGAAAGAAAACCCAAACUCUGGCCAGUUUUUGGUCGAUUCCUGAAGGAGGGUUUCUUGUGAAUAAUCUAUAUCAAUCUAAACUAAGGCAAUAAAGGUAUGUAAGGGAAACACAUUCACUUCCAGCAUUGUCACUGACUGCUGUAUGGACAGACCUGCUGGCAAACACUGUUCUGAGGCUGUCACUGCUGGAGGAAGCAGCAUCUCCAGACACUGAGUGCAGCCCUGGCAGUAGUUGUGGUUGACACAUGGUGCUGAACCGACUUCACAGGAACUAAAAAAGAACUUUUUCCUGUCAUCUGGUGAAGGGGCCCAUGCUGUCUUCCUACUGGGAGAUCCUCUCACCAUAGAACAUAAAAUUCCAUUAAGUUGGAAUUUUUGCCACCUUCCCUCUCUGUCCCUGAGCACAAAAGGUUUGCUGGCAGUGAAUACAAGAAGAGGUGAAGCAGGCGUCCUGCUCACCCACAGGCUGCUCUUGGUAGCAAACCCAAGUCACCUGCCUGCAGCUUACCAGCCAGUGAUCAUAUGGAGCAACAUCUGGUGAUGGUCAAAGUGCCACCAUGCCCUCAUAGGGACAGACCAAAUCCCGCUUCCACCACUUAGUCCUGAUUUAGAGUGAGGAACAUGAGAGGAGGAGCAGCCUAGAUAAAUGGGCUUGAGAGACCAGGUUAAUUGUUCCUGCUUAUCCUCCCAUUCACCCUUGGUUCCUCAAAAAGGAGAAAACUUCAAAAUGGAUGCAGCCAUGGCCUUAGGUGCUUAUGAAUGCAGCAGCCUCAGGAGAUAAUUUGUAGAUCUUUGCAGGGCUGGAGUAAUCUGGAGAGUGGGACUGUCCAUGUUCCCAGUUUUAGUGAAAAGCCCCCUGGUUUUGGUCCCCCUUCUUCCCCUGGAGCAUACUGGAUAAAAUACAGUAUAAUUUAGAACCAAUGACAUUUUAUAGCCUUUCAGUACAAGAACCUGCAAGAACCUUUGAAUAUUAUUGUGCAGUUUGUAUUUGUUUGGAAACUUUCAGUUCUUUAGCCAGCCUAUAUAUCUUUAAAAGUGCAUGUAAUAACAUGCAGAUCUUCAGAACUUACUGUUAUGUAAGUGGAGGCACACAUCUCCUACUAAGUAUUAGAAAUGUACAUUUGAAAGGUCCUAAAUUAAUUACAAAUGCUUGAAUAUAGAGUUUUCAAAUAUAUGGGGGGUUUUAAUAUUGCUUAUUAAUUUUGAGUAUUAGCUAUUCAUUCAUUAUCACUUUGAUCCAGCAGAACACUUAAAUAUGUGGGUAAAUUUAUAUAUUUAAUUAAUGCACUUGAAAAUAAUGCAUAUAUUUAAGUAUGGGACUGAAGCCUGUCUGCAUUCAAAAAGAAAUUAAUUUAUCCAAAGAGUAUUUCUAUGUUGAGCAUUUCCCCUGCGGAUUCAGUGAUAAUUGUAACCAGAAUAGCACAAAGUAGCACUUGAGCACUCUCCUGUGGCAUUCAGUGGCUACUUACAUGUCCAGCAAUGGAGGAAGGCUGUCAUUUUCAAAUAGAAUUCAAAUUCAAAGUAUUUUGUGGGAAUGGUCUAAGAUUCAUUCUCACUCUUCCUGCCAUUCACUUAUUUUAUGAAUUUCUAUCUGAAAACCUGUGUUUCACAUGGGGAGAUAGAUUAAAUAAAGGCAUCCUUCUGACCUUAGAGCCAAUGAAAUUGCUCAGGUAAUGCUGUAGACUCAGAUUGUGCCCUUUCACAGAAUCUGGACCUAGAGGUUCAGAUGACAAAUUGUCAGUAUCCUGCACAAACGGAGCAGAGCACUGCCUGCUCAGUGGAACUUCAGAGAGCAUGUCUGGGACAGGGGUCAGCACCUUCUGCACUGUCCUUGCAGGUUUUCCCCCCGAAAUGCCUGAAUAAUUGCUGCCUUACUACACUUCUCUGUGCAUGUGAUACCACAGCUCUUCAUGGUGUUAUAUUGACAUAAAACUGAUGAUAAAUAGAUCCAAAGUGUCUUACUGCUAUUUUGGAGCCAGAUUCUUGGCCUCACCAGUCCAAUAUUGAGGCUGAAGAACUGUGGUCAUACCUUGUGUUGGAAGUUAACAAGCUGGUGCUGUAGCAAAUGCGUGUGAAGUGGGGAAUAUCAAGCUUGUUUAGCUUUUAUACUCUCUUCACUGGUUAUUAUUACUAUUUUUGGAGAUUGAAGACAAAAAUCUUCCUAAACAAGUUUAUCUUUUUCUCAACAAUAUGUCUUUAACAGUGGCUUAGGAGAUGUUAUGCUGCAUGCUUCAGAAUCUGGGUUCCCCCAGCUGAAGCCAUCCAGCUGUGGUUGCUUUCCAGGGGCUUAAUCCAGCUGGUAACAGAGAUGUACCAGGACUGCAACCUGCAUCGUCCUUGCUUUGAACAGAGUGUUUGCUGCUUAUAGAUUAAACCUGUAAUCAACACAUUUCAGGUUCUUCACAUACUGGACUUGAUUCUUUGGACAUUUUCAUCACUUCAGAGUGCUUACAAAAUGGACAGUCAACAUCAUGGUGGUAGAUUUAUUCUUUUGUAGGGAAUUAGGGCUUUCUUCUUUUUGUUUUAACAUCUUGUUUGACAAAUAACAAUUCAAAAAGAUUGCAUAUAAACAUUGUCACAGAGUAGAGAUGUGGGACCUUCAGUGUGAGGACAGGAUAUGGCCGGGUUCAUGGGAUUUGUCUCCUUAGCAAUGAAUAUCACUAAUACAUGUUACUUUGUGGCCAAAGGUUUGAAAGCCUACCUGAUCCUCAGGAAGGAAAUUUUUCCUAUAUUUUCCUCUUAAUUUAUUGUGUAAAUUAAGGAGGAAAGUUAAGACAGCCCUUGUCCUGUGGCCAUAUUCAUUGCAUUAAACUGCAGUUAAUAACUGCAGUUAAUAAUUUUAGCAGUCACCCCUUCAAUCCUUCAGCUUGUUUGUUAAUACAGCCUGUUAAACACAAAUGUAGCUCUGCAAUUUCAAAGUAGCUCCGAAGUUUUCUUGACUCCAAGUGUUACAGAAUAGAUGCUUAUUUAUUCAGGUUCCAUUGUACUCUGCUAAUUAUUGCAUUAUCCAUGGUGUGUAUUGGGUUGUUUUAUUUUCUCAAUCUCAAAGUAGCUGUCACAAUGUUAUCCUGUAACAGUGUUUUGUUCAUUAUAUAGAACAGGUGAAAAGCUGUGGAAUUAAUGAAGGGCUACAAAAAGCAUCCAAAAUGUUGUUCACCUUGAGCAAGGGUGAGACAGCUUGAUAAUCUCUGGACAAAAGACUAAACAACACUGUGGUGCUAAUAGGUACUGAAGUAUUUUAUGAUGUAUUCACUAUGACUUAAAUGACAUAUUCAAGGCAUGUCAGUGAUGCAGCUGCGUGUGUUUCUGUUCCUAACGUCCGGACUGCUCUGACAAAGACAGUGUUUGUAAUUCCUGGUGGGCCAAUUCCUACCUAGUUCUUCUGUGGGUGAGUAAUUUCAGGAGUCUGUGUAGGAUUUGGCCCAGCACUAUUAGGUAAAGUAAAAGCUGCACAGACCACAGAAGUCUCAUGUAGAAUGUAUUCAGCCUGCUGUAGCAUGUUACUUUAUUUAGUUGCUUUGCUUAAGCAGGGGCUAAAAAUAAAUUCUGUAGUAAUGAUAAGAAACAUUGGCUAAAUUCUGGAACCACUUAACCAAGCAAUAUUAGCAAUUGUUUGAAUUAAAAUGAGGAUUGAAAUCUAAAAUAUGAAUGUUCUUUUGUGGAAUACCAGAAAGAGAGGGGUAGAAUAAGAGCAAAUCUAUCUCUAGGAAUGGAAAAAGGCCAAAUCUGGUUGACUUUAAAGUGAGCUAUGAUUGACAAAAUGGGCGUUUGCUUUUAAAAUCUUGAAGACAAAAUUUCCAUUUUGAAUUCUGAACCAUAUUUUUUCUUUGUCUUACUGUGCCUGAGCUGCUCAUGCAGGGCAGGUGUCUGUAUUCCAAAUAGCACUGAAAGCACUAAUAGCACUAAUCACACUUCUGACCGACAGGCCAGAAAAUUUGCCUCUGUAGCAAACUCCAUAUUUGAAAACCUGGAGGGAAAUUUCCAAACGAAACAAAAAAAAAAGUACAAAAUGAUCCAAAGCUGAGUUUCAGUAAAAAAAGAAAAUGUUGUGUCAGUGAGAUCCACAGUUGAGUGGAGGCUUUUCUGAAAGAAGACCUCCUCUUUUCACCAGCUGAGCACAUGGGAGUUUGGCCCCUGGCUGCAGUGCAUACCUCUACCAAAUGAUUUGUGCAGAACAGCAACAGUCUGGGUAGUAUUGUAGGAGCAUGGAGUGGGCACACUGCCUGUUUAGUUUUUAAAAAACUCAUUAUUAAGCAAAUGUGUAGAGUAUUAAGGAAAUUCGUAGAGUAUGUCUGAUGGUAUGAGUGUAUGGGUGCUGUGUUGUGGUAAAAAGAGAAUUGGUUUAUGCUGGGUAUUUUUGCAUACUUUAGGCUCCUGUAUGUUUUUGGUUUUUUUUUUUUAAAUUUAUAUUUAUUUCUCAUCAGAGCUUAGAGUAAUUUUAAAGUUAUAUAACCCAUGAUUUAACGAAACCUACUGUCAGCAUCUGUUGUAAACAUAUGUUUACAAAACAAACUCUUGAAUACUUGAUACUUGGAAAUAAAAAAUAGCAUAUCA